Messenger RNA from Colletotrichum graminicola M1.001, 2103 nucleotides. RefSeq names its product ARS binding protein 2. NCBI's taxonomy places the organism in Eukaryota, Fungi, Ascomycota, Sordariomycetes, Glomerellales, Glomerellaceae. The record is from RefSeq and is a predicted model, not a curated record. The coding region runs from base 1 to 2103 and encodes 700 amino acids. Gene Ontology annotation, molecular function: DNA replication origin binding. The transcript is spliced from 2 exons.
AUGGAACCGCAUCAUCAUCAUCAUCAUCAUCAGCAGCAGCAGCAGCGGCAGCAGCAGCAGCAGCAGCAGCACAAGACGGCGGCGGCGGCGGCUGCUGCUGUUACCACUUCAGUGCCAUCGACAACGUCAACUCCCGCGAAUUCCAUCGGGAGGCCCGCCCUUCCGGACAGGGACGUGACGGCAGAGACUAUCGAAGACGCCUACGUCAACUUCAUCCUGCACUGCAAUCCCGCCGUGCCUCCUGAGACAGACGCGGCCGCGCUGCGGGAGGCGUUUCGGGUCCCGCCCAGGAGCGGCGGCAAGAGCUUUAGUACCUUUACUCUAUUCCAACUCAUCAGGCAACUUGAGACUAAAGAGAUCAAGACGUGGGCCGAGUUGGCGCUCAAGCUGGGCGUCGAGCCGCCGGACCAGGAUAAGGGACAGAGCUCACAGAAGAUUCAGCAGUACGCUGUCCGGCUCAAGCGCUGGAUGCACUCCAUGCACGUGGAUGCUUUUUUUGAGUAUUUGAUGGACCACCCUCAUCAGUACUGGAUUGGGAUCCCAAACGACCCGAACCCUGUGUGCGAAGCGGGACGGGAUGGCGUUCUGGCAGAGGACGACAUGGCUCUCCGAGCUCUGCUGCCACAGAUCCGUCCCAGGCGCGGGAGGAAACGUCCAGACGAGGACGAGUCCUCCAGGUCCCCUUCGCAACGACCGAGGUUGGACUCGCCACUGGUCGAGAACGAGUAUGCCCCGAACCUAGCAGAAACUUCGGGGCCAUGGUCUGCCCACCCCGAUGGGCGGGCCUCGUUCGGCAAGCCCGAUUCUUCCAGGUUGAGCGCCAACUCAGCCCUGGCAUCGGCAUGGCCGCCGGUCCAUGAUUCGCCGCUGACGGCCUUCACCCAAGGACCAAUGUCCGCGCUGACACCGUCAACACGCAGUGGGGGCUUCUGGGGCGACGCCGAACCCGGGUCGGCAAUCACGCCGUCGCGACCCAAAGCCUCUACUCGGCGACACGGUGCCAAGGUUGUGUCAUCUGCGUGGAGGAGCAGUGGUCCGGGAGGCACUGGCAAGACUCGUGGCAGGCCACCGACGAACAAGACAAAUGUUGAUGGGUUGUUUGUGGCAUUUUCGGCCGAAAAGUCACCCCUCAAGGGGCCAAGUCCUGAGACCAAGAGCGAUCCGGGGCCGAUCAAAUUCCCUGGAUCGAUACCCAACAACGUGUCGCCAACCAUACCUCCCGACAUCGUGCAUGCUCCUCCGAUGACACGCCCGGGUAAGCCUAGUAUUUCACUUCAAGUUCCGCAGCGGGCAGGAGGGGCUGUCCGCCUCGCGACACCGCCCCCGCCCGUCGUCGUGAUCAAUGCAGACCCCGCUCAACAUAUACCCAACCCAACGGUUCCGAUCACACGGGCACCGUCAGCGACAUUGAAAACCGACAGCGGCAACGCGCCACCUGGCACAACGCCGUGCAUGAACCUACACGAGCAGUCUGUCCCACGCAUGCAACUCAUCGCGCAAGACAGCGACGGCCCCAACUCGACCAACGACCUCUCUGCAGGCAUGUUCGAAAAUAUGGAAGACCGCACCAACAUUGACGAGGUGGUGGGAUAUCUCGCUAACGAGACGCUCAACGGCGACUGGUUCGACGCGCAGGACAACCCAAUCGACAAGUGCAGCAUCGCCGAGGCGUACGCGAUCGUGCACACGAUGUUGGAGCGCAUGUGGCAGACGGCACCUAACCAGGAUGUCUUCCUCCUCAAUCUCUCCGCGUUGGUGGGUGGGAGGACGCUGCUGCCAGGGAGUAGACUGCAGUGCAAGCGGGAGGAGGAGCUCGAAGAUCGUACAACGUACAGUUGCAACUGGCAAUUCCGGCUGGGCUCGAUUCGGGGGAACUACACUAUGUGUCACACGACCACGUACGACCGGUGGCGGCGGCCCGAGGAGAUGGUAGAGAAGCCAAGUGUGAAGCGGACGGCGGAGGCCGAAUCGGAGUGGGAGAAGAAGUACAGGGAUUUGCUGGUGUUAUCGGAGAAGAGAGGCAAGGAGAUACAGUCGCUCCGCGCUGGAAUCACGAUGCAGCUUAACAAAACCUUUGACGCCUCCAAAGACCUCGGAAUUUAG